Molecule: messenger RNA, 835 nt
Organism: Ilyonectria robusta
Lineage: Eukaryota; Fungi; Ascomycota; Sordariomycetes; Hypocreales; Nectriaceae
Exons: 1
Coding region: 91-648 (185 amino acids)
Source: RefSeq, a predicted model, not a curated record
UGAGACGAGACAAGACAGGCAAGCUACUGAUAUAGUGCUCAGAAGAAGUCAACACAAGUCUGAUCCAGGACAAGACAAGGAAGUCGAGGGAUGAUCCGAGGAAGCAACUCACCCAACACAGCGGGAGGGCCCAGGCAGAUAUACUUCUCCCCCUCGCCUCUCCUCCCCCGUCCCAUCCCAUCCCCACUUACACGACGACGAUCGCAUCACCAACCCGCCUCCGCAACGCCCCGAACCCCAGGUCGACCAGCCCAGCCUAGGGAACCAACUUCCCCAACGCCAAAGGCCCAGGGACCCAAUAGUCAAACCCGUAUUUCAUCGCCCGUCGCCAAUCACGCACCCUCGUCCCUGGUCCCCCUUUCCCCAACGGCUUUCCCCGUAGCGUUGCUCCCUCCCCCGCCGUCUAGUCCACGCGGCGGGCGCAGAGACAGCGCGAAGAGAGUCAUUGCAUCUCCGACUUGUUCACAUACCCGCCGCACAGACGUCCCACCGGAGAGGACUGGGUCAAGAGAAAAAGACGGGAUCGUUCGGCAUGGAUGGAGCCGUGGCGAAAAAAAAAACGUUCUGUGCUUCGUUGCGUUCCAGACUCCUGACGCAUUGGGAGGCAGGGAUUCGGCUGGUUCGCCAUGCGGGUUGGGUCGCCGCUGAGAUGGGGAUUCUGCCCUCCGGUCAGAGUACCCUCCUCCGGUCAGAGUACCCUCCUCCGGUCAGAGUGCCGAUCCCCACUGCGCCGCGUCGUCACAUGGCGGGCGAGGGGUUGGCAGGUUUGAGCCUCUCGUGGGGAGAGUUGGAGGCAACUUGCAAGGUUUGGGUCAGCCACGCUAGAAGACUCGUU